UUGCAAGGUUCUUUAUUGUGGUGGGAGGUUGGCGAGGAGGGGAGGCCUGUCUUCAAAAGUAAGAGUGUAGGGAAGCACACACAGUCCACGAGGGCGAAGAAGGAGGCAUGAGAACUGCUCUCCAGCACAGGAGAAGAGAAGUGUGGUGUCUGUGCUUUUCUCCAUAGUGUAGAAAUGAGGGCUUGAUAAAAAGAGGGAAUCGCCUGAUUCUGGGUGGGCUAGUCAGUCCAUAAGGAGAACCCUCAGAUGUAUAAUGGGGAAACAAGCGUGGGGUAUACGUUUUGAAGAGAGAUGAAUGAAUGAUCUGCAACCUUGCCUGCUCUCUGUUUGUUUAUAGUACUUUAAACUCAAGUUUCAGGGAUUUGAAAGGACAUUCUUCUACAAGACUUGGUGCAUGUUGAAGCAAGCCAGAUUGGAUGUGUUUCUAGGGCUGCAAGCCCUUCCGGGGCUGCUCGCUGGCCUUAAGUCUGGAAGACUGAGGGCCUUCUUUCAUGAUGGCCGAAUCAGCUGAAGAAACACUGUUAUAUGUGGAGCAUCGCUAUGUCUGCUCAGAGUGUAGCCAGCAGUUCAGCACCUUGGAGGAAGCGCUGGUGCAUCAGCAAAGCCACAUGUGCUCGCAAGAGCAGCAGUAUGAAGUGGUUGGGCUGGCGGAAGCUGGGCUGGUGACAGGUGGGGAGGCUGGUCUCUAUCAGACCGUGACUGUGCAGGAAAGCCAGUACCAGUGUUUGGAGUGUGGGCAGAUCCUCAUGUCUCCGAGUCAGUUGCUGGAACACCAGGAGAUGCACCUCAAGAUGGUGACCCAGGAGCCAGAACCCUUGCUGAAACCUCUGAGCUCCAGUCAGAUCCACUAUGAGUGCAUAGAGUGUAAGGCCCUGUUCACCAGUCAGGAUGUGUGGCUUGCCCAUCGUCAGACCCACCGCAAGCCACCGGAGCCACCAGCGCCGCCUCCGCAGAGCCGGGCGCUCGUAAACCUGGAGCAUUCGUAUCGUAAGCCAGUGGAGGGGGCGGAUUCUGGCGGAACUGUGCAACUGCUGCUCUAUGAGUGUGGCGAGUGUCUCCAGCUGUUUCAGUCAACAGCAGAUUUCUUGGAGCAUCAGGCCACGCACCAGGUAAUACAACCACCCCCAGGGACGCGAACCAGGGAGCUGCCUGCGCCUUGCCCUGCAGAGCCAAAGGAAUUGACGCCGCCAAGCUUGGUGGGUGUGCAUAAUGGGGCCAUUCCCCCUCCAGCCCCAACCAGUGUUACAGCCACUGAUCACAGCUACGAGCUGAAGAACAACCCUGGGGAGCAGCCGUCCCGCAAAGCGAAGCAGGCUGCCAAGGAGCACUUGUGCACUGAGUGUGACCAGCCGUUCCCUUCAGCUCACAAGCUCCAGCUGCACAUGCGGAGCCACCGGCAGGGUGCCUUCAAAUGCCCGCUCUGCAGCAAGGUGCUGCCAUCUCCAGCCGCACUCGAAAAACAUCGGGAAGAGCACAGCGGGGAGUCGCGCUUUCUGUGUGUGGACUGCGGCUUGGGCUUUGGUACCGAGGCCGUGCUGUUGUCCCACCGGCGUACUCACUCCUCAAACCCCUUGUACCGCUGCACUUGUGGGAAGACCUUCAUCAACAUGACCAAGUUCCUCUACCACCGGCGCUCCCACAGUGCCAAUUCAACACAGACCGAUGAAUUGCCUGCCUCUCCUCCUGAGGACCAGCCUCUUGAGGAAGAGCCCCCUGACGCCCCGGAGCAACCAGAAGAGCAGCAGGAAGUGGUCCCAUUGGCCAUCAUCUGCGCCGUGGACAACACGGCCAUCUCGGCCGACGGCGGCGCUCUUGAACAAAACCCCAGUGUGUUCCAGUGCCCGAUGUGUAACAAGACCUUUACCAAGCAGACGCAGCUGUCACGCCAUCAGCGCUUUGCCCACAAGAUGGAGCGCCGCCACAAAUGCCUGACUUGCGGCAAGAUGUUCAAGAAGAAGUCCCACAUGCGCAACCACCUCUUGACCCACACCGGGGAAAGGCCGUACCACUGCAAGGAAUGCGGCAAGAGUUUCAACUCGCCGGCCAACUUGCAGCGCCACCGCUUGACGCACACGGGUGAGCGGCCCUACCGCUGCGACAUCUGCCAGAAGUGUUUCACGCAGUCGUCCACCCUACAGCAGCACCUCCUGGUGCACAGCCGCCACUACCCGUACAAAUGUCAGGAGUGUGGCAGUGUCUUCCACCGGCCCUACCGCCUGCUCAUGCACCGCUACCACCACACGGGGGAAUAUCCCUACAAGUGCCAGACCUGCGGCCGUUCCUUCUUGCUUCGCCGCCUGCUAGAGGUCCACCAGCUAAGCCACACUGGUCAGCAGCCCCAUCGCUGCACAUCUGGAUGUGGGGCGGCCUUUGUUACCGCUGAGCAGCUGAAGGAGCACAAGUGUGGGAAAAUGAGCCGCCACUUCGAGUGUUCCGUCUGCGGCAAGAAGGUUGGCUCGACUGCGCAGCUUAGAGCCCACGAACGGCUGCACGGGGACAUCCAAGUCCCUGAAGGCGUGGAAGAAGAGCCUCCGGUCCUCGAACCACCCCCACCUCGGCCACGCCGCCCCACCUGCCCCAAGGCCUUUGAAUGCAGCGAUUGCAAGAAACUGUUCAGCACAGACACGUCGCUGCAGGUUCACCGCCGCAUCCACACCGGCGAGCGUCCCUAUCCUUGCCCGGAUUGUGGGAAGGCCUUCCGGCAAUCCACCCACCUCAAGGAUCACCGGCGCCUGCACACCGGGGAGAAACCCUUUAAAUGUGACGAGUGUGGGAAAGCGUUUACGAUCGCGGUGCGGCUGGCUGAGCACAAGCGGAUCCACACAGGGGAACGCCCGUACCAUUGCGAUGCCUGCGGCAAGGCUUACCGCUCUUUUUCCAACCUCUGGAAACACCGCAAAAUGCACCAGCAGCAGCGUCUGCAGCAUGAGCAAGAGGUCAUGGCAGAGGCUGUCGCUGCGGCUGCUGCGGCCGCUGCAGCCGCCGCCGCAGCGGCGACAGCGACGUCGUCGGCUUCCUCGGUGCCUAGUGAGCAGGUCUAUGGCAAUACUGUUACCAUUAUGGAGACCAUCCCUGUGGUGGAGACCAUUGAAAUCUAUCCGACCGAUGGGGGUGUUCACUUUGAGAACAUCCAGGUGGAGAAUGUCCAGAUUGGGGGAGUUUGAGUUGGGCUGGGGGGAGUAAGGAGCAGCAGCUGGUCAGCCUGUGUGGACUGAGAGCUGCUGCUCUCUGGCUCCCCCUUAUGAGGCUCUGGUGUAGCUGCAACAACUCCUGCUCCCCGGCUUUUAUCCAUGUGCUCUGGUGUCCACAACUUGGCCAAUUCUGGAAUGUGGUUGCAUCAUCAUUUUUCUUCUUGCCUGAUUCUGUGACGAACUGGGUGCCAUGUCCUACGCGCGCACACGCACACACUUCACCAGAGCAGUAGUGCUACCUGCUUGGGCACUCCGCAACGUUGUGGGCUCUGAUCCCCCAUCUCCCCUGGGGUUGCCUUUUCUUUCCAACUCAGCUGUAUGAAACUUGGCUUUUCUUUUAUGACUUGGGCAGCCCCCAAUCCCAGGAAUGCCCAACAGCAGCUGUCUCUACAGCUGAGCCCCUCUCCCCUCUAAUGCUAAAUGGUUUUUUGUUUCUCUUCCUGUCUAGGGUUCAGUCUGGAUUGUAAAUACCUCUUGACUGGGUUUCCUCUCUUCACUGUGGGAUUCUCUUCAUGUUUGCUGUUGGUCCUCACCUCCCAGAU
Molecule: messenger RNA, 3733 nt
Organism: Elgaria multicarinata webbii
Lineage: Eukaryota; Metazoa; Chordata; Lepidosauria; Squamata; Anguidae
Gene: ZNF574
Product: zinc finger protein 574
Exons: 2
Coding region: 492-3164 (890 amino acids)
Biological process (GO): regulation of transcription by RNA polymerase II
Cellular component (GO): nucleus
Molecular function (GO): sequence-specific DNA binding; DNA-binding transcription factor activity, RNA polymerase II-specific
Source: RefSeq, a predicted model, not a curated record